This is a messenger RNA of Petromyzon marinus (sea lamprey), 4197 nucleotides long. RefSeq names its product potassium channel, subfamily K, member 13. Gene Ontology annotation, cellular component: plasma membrane. The record is from RefSeq and is a predicted model, not a curated record. Gene Ontology annotation, biological process: stabilization of membrane potential; potassium ion transmembrane transport. Gene Ontology annotation, molecular function: potassium ion leak channel activity; outward rectifier potassium channel activity. Lineage: Eukaryota; Metazoa; Chordata; Hyperoartia; Petromyzontiformes; Petromyzontidae.
GAGAUGGAAAGGGGUAGCAGCAGGGGUAGAGAGGGCGGCGUGUGGCUGUUGAUCACCGUGCGGGUUUGGGGAGCGCUACCUUAUGCGGCGAUGUGUAGGAGAAUGAGGAUAAUGAUGAUGUGGCUUUGGUCAGCGUACGCCUAUGCUGAAACGCGUUCGGCGGCGCGCCAGACUGGAGCUUUACUGACCACGACGGAGCUCCGUGUCGGGAUCUGAGGCGACGCUGGCUCGCGCGCUCGUUAUUGGUUCGGCUUUGUUUCCCCCCCAAAAAAAAAACUUCACACAAAAGGGGGAGAGGAGCGAACGGUGGGAGAGAGAGAGAGGAGGGAUCGAGAAGGCAAGCGAAACAACGCGUGAAGCGUGCACGGUGAUCACGCGUGUUCUGAUCGUGGAGGGCACAGUGAUGAUGAGGAAUGUGAUCGCACAUGGACGCCCACUGCACAACGGCGCUCACUGAGAAGUCGCCUCGUUCAGCACCACGGCCAGCGACGCAGAAUUCAGCACCACGGCCAGCGACACAGACUUCAGUGCCAAGGAAAGCGACACGGAUUUCAGAACCACGGCCAGCGACACGGACUUCACCACUAAGGACAGCCACAUGGACUUCAGCACCAAGGAACAGGGACGUGAACUGCAGCACCAGGGACAGUGAUGCGCUGAGCACUAUCUACAAUACGGGUUUCGUAUUUGGAAUGGCGCCUAUAUUGGAGCAUUCUAUAGGAUGAUAAUACAGCACAAGAGCAGGCUGGUUCAACAUAUCAGCAAUGUUAUGGUGACGACAUUACAAUCCUGGUCAAAAAAUUAUAAUCGGAUAGAAGACUUGACCAAGAAAAACAUGAAAAACUAGCGAGGUUAUUGACAACGAACACAUUGCUUUCAACUCCAUGCGUGUAGAAAUAGUUAUCUCUGCAUAUCGUGGUUCAAAAAAAUGGUAUAAUCUAAUAGCCCGUGUGGGCGAACGUUACAGUAGCAUGCGUCGUCCGUGGGGGCUUGGUGUGUUAACAAAGACGUCGCAGCAUUCACUCCUCAAUCCCCUUCUCCACUAGCACCUACCCCCCCCCCACCCCCGAGUCAAACCUGCGCCGACGUCGCGACGCGGCGAGUGCUCACUUUGGUACGGCUGCACCUCUGUGAGGGAGCGCAGGCCACGGGGCGGUUCGCUCAAUGUGCCAGAGCCCGCAUCCCCGCGGAAGAUUCGUCAGCAGCAGCAACAGCAGCAUUUACAACGUUUACAGCUGCAGCAGCAGCAACAGCAGCAGCAGGAGCCCCACGACCAUGGCUCGGGUGUCUCUGGGAGGCGAAGAUACUGCGCGCUUCGCGCUGCUCGCCGCGCUCAUCCUCUGCUACCUGCUGUGCGGAGCGGCCGUCUUCUCCGCCCUGGAGCGACCCUCCGAGCUGGUGGCGCAGGAGCGCUGGCUGCACCGCCUGGAAAACUUCACUCAGCACUUCGGAGUGCCCCGGGCCGAUCUCGACGCGCUUCUCCGGGACUUUGAGCUGGGGGCCACAGCCGGGGUGCGGGCGGCACCGCUGCGCCCCCGCUGGGACUUCACGGGGGCUUUUUACUUCGUUGGCACCGUGGUCUCAACGAUUGGCUUCGGCAUGACGACGCCCACGACGGUGAGCGGCAAGAUCUUCCUCAUUUUCUACGGACUCUUCGGCUGCGCCGCGGGCAUCCUCUUCUUCAACCUCUUCCUGGAGCGGCUCAUCACGCUGCUGGCGUGCGUCAUGCGCUCCUGCCACCGGCGGCAAAUCAAUCGGCUCGUCAUCCAGCCGGGGCGCAAGGCGUCCGAUCAGUCGGACGCCAUCGAGUGCCUCGCCGGCUGGAAGCCGUCCGUCUACCACGUCAUGAUGAUCCUGGGCAUCGCCGCCGUGGCCAUCGCGUGCUCCGCUUCGGCGAUGUUCUCCGCCGUCGAGGGCUGGAGCUACGUCGACUCGUUAUACUUCUGCUUCGUGGCGUUCAGCACCAUCGGCUUCGGCGACCUCGUGACCGGCCAGCGCGACCUCUACGACCACCAGACGUGGUACCGCGUGGGCAACAUCGUGUUCAUCCUCGCCGGCGUCUGCUGCAUAUACUCGCUCUUCAACGUCCUCUCCAUCGUCAUCAAGCAGACGCUCACGUGGAUGCUGCACAAGGCCGACUGCAGGAGCCUGUGCCGACGCCGGCCGAGGCUACGGGCGCGCAACCAGCGGCGCAACGCGGUCAUGCCCGGCGUGCCGCGGGGACGCCGCAACAACAACAACAACGACGCUGCCGGCGGAGGCGGCGGUGGCGGCGGCGUUGAGACCGUGGCCGCGCCGGGCCCCCGUCGCUACGACGGCGGCGCGGGCAACGACAGCGACACGGACGGGCGGCGUCUCUCGGGCGAGCUCAUAUCCAUGAAGGACUUCCUGGCGUCCAACAAAGUGUCGCUGGCGCUCAUGCAGAAGCAGCUGUCCGAGGCGGCGAACGGGCACCACCACCGCGUAGCGCACCGCUGCUCGCCCGUGCACUCGCACUCGCUCGGGCGGGAGAACGGAUUCGCCGCGGGCGUCGGGGCGCUGGCCAUCAUGAACAACCGGCUGGCGGAGACCAGCGAGGAUAGGUGAGACGCCGCGAGGCAAGUGGAGGACUGGGGUGGUGGUGGUGGCCUCUCGAUUGGCCAUUGGUUUUGCGUGCGAGCGACGGCUUUGUGUGCCCAGGGUGGUGGUGGGGAGAUUUGCAGAGGCAAUUGCCCCGCACCCCCCCCCCACCCCCCCCGGGGCUCGAGUUGUUUCCGGACUGUUGCUGAUAAACUAUAAAUCGAUUUUUUAUUUUAUUUCAUUUUGCCAGGUGAGGCCCAAUGGGCGAUAUGGCGCUUUUUUUUCUUUCUUCAGAAGCGACUUCGCCACAAAUGAUAACUCAACGAAGUGGCUUAUCGAGUGGAAAUUCACAGCAAGCCAAAUGACUCUUAAACGCAUCUUCAUCAUAAAUACCGAGUUGAAAACCCAGAUAAAAAUCCACCGCGACCAACAACGGGGAGAAGACGCGAACUCCAAAUAUUACAGGCGCCAGGGUCGGAAUCGAACCCGCCACCCUCCUCCCGCACACCAGGCGAGGUAGUCAACAUCUCACCACUCGUGCAGCUGGGAUCCGUUGUGGCUUCACGAUCGGAAGCGCCUCCCCAGGAGAGCCGUCCUGGUGGGUGUCCAGCACCGGUCGCGUUAUUCACCCGCACGUUGCAUUCACGUCGCCACUCGUCAAUGUCUCCCCCUCCUCCCUGGGACGUGCUGUCAGCCGACAUCAGAAAGCCCCGAGAUGGACCUCAUCGCCGAGGCAAUUCGGGGAAACAAAGUGCCAUUGGCUGUGAAUGUUACCGACCAUCUCCCCACCCCCCCAUUGCCGCCACCACCGUUGUUUUAUUUAAUUUAAUUUCCACAAGAAUCGUAUAUCACAAAAACAAACAAGCUUGCAGUAACGCUUGCCUCAUGGAGAAUCUUCUUUGAGCUCGGGUUAUUUGUGUUUUGACAGCCCGGCUGCCGUUCUCUAUGGAUAGGUGGAAGCUAAAAGUGUGGUCUUUAUUUAUUAGUGCUCGGAAUCAGACAUAGAUCGGGAUGUGAUUCAGGGAGUUGCAUUUUGCUUAAUCUUACAUUUAAUUGAUGAAGCGCCUUUCUAAAAGGGUACUCAAAAGGCGCUCUACAUCAACAUUGAAUAAGUAAAUAGUUAUCAAAGGUUGGGGAAAAACUAAGAAAUGGAGAAGCAUAGUCUUGUCUGCAAUACACUGGUGUCAAUACUGGCGUACAAAAUAGGUUUAUAUUGUCGAAAUAACCACAGCAAAACUGCACUUAAGCCUAUAUUGUUAAUGCAAAAAAACAAUUAUCAUUGCGUUUGCCAUAUGACUCAGAGCGAGCGAGAUUAAUGUAUGCCAAGGCUAUUUUAAGAACCAAUCUACAUGUGGCAACAUCACCGUGGCUUGCUUUUGAAAAAACAAAAAAACCCAGAUUUUUUUUCUCUUUACCGGAUGAAUCAGCCAGCGUCUGAUGCGAACGUUCUCGUACCGUCAAUACUCUCCUGUCAUUCUUUCGUGGGUAGCUUACGGCGUGUGUGUGGUCUGUAAGGUUGUGUGCGACAAAGAAAGAUGAACAUUACGAAAGUGUAACCUAAGCGUUGGUUAGACACAGCGAGAUACGUUCGUUUCAAACACUGGCGGAGCCAGUGGUGGGGGGGGGGGCACGUGCCCC